CUCGUCCACUUGAAGGGGCGUUGGGUUUCCUUGAGGACCAGUGUGAGGUUUGGAAAAGUCAAGGGUCUCGAGUUUGCACCAGAAACAUCCAACCAUGUCGGACGCGGUGGUCAGUUUCAUGAAGGACUUUUUGGCCGGUGGUGUCGCCGCUGCCAUCUCCAAAACUGCUGUCGCUCCUAUCGAGAGAGUCAAGUUGUUGCUGCAGGUCCAGCAUGCCAGCAGACAGAUCACCGCAGAGAUGCAGUACAAAGGCAUCAUGGACUGUGUGGCCAGGAUCCCAAAGGAGCAGGGCUUCAUUUCCUUCUGGAGAGGCAACCUGGCCAACGUGAUCCGUUACUUCCCCACCCAAGCCCUCAACUUCGCCUUCAAGGACAAGUACAAGAAGGUCUUCCUCGGUGGAGUGGAUCAAAAAACACAGUUCUGGCGCUACUUCGCUGGUAACCUGGCAUCCGGUGGCGCAGCUGGUGCCACUUCGCUCUGCUUCGUCUACCCUCUGGACUUCGCCAGAACAAGACUCGCCGCCGACAUCGGCAAGGGCACAGCAGAGAGAGAGUUCUCCGGUCUCGGCAACUGCCUCUCCAAAGUCUUCAAGAGCGAUGGCUUCAAGGGUCUUUACCUCGGCUUCAACGUGUCAGUUCAGGGCAUCAUCAUCUACAGAGCGGCCUACUUUGGAUGCUUCGACACAGCCAAAGGCAUGCUGCCAGAUCCAAAGAACACGCACAUCGUCAUCACCUGGAUGAUCGCCCAGACUGUCACUGCUGCAGCUGGUAUCAUCUCAUACCCCUUCGACACCGUCAGACGUCGCAUGAUGAUGCAGUCUGGACGCAAAGGAGCUGACAUCAUGUACACGGGCACAAUGGACUGCUGGAGGAAGAUCAUUAAGGACGAGGGAUCAAAGGCCUUCUUCAAGGGUGCCUGGUCCAACGUGAUCAGAGGCAUGGGGGGUGCCUUUGUGCUGGUGCUGUAUGACGAGAUCAAGAAGUACACAUAAUAAACUCUCUCAUCUCCGAGUGCCGAAGGAAACCUUCUCUUUGUUUGAGUCUUAAAUCUUGUGAUCGGGCGAUAACAGCUUGUGGUGAAUUACAAUGUGGAUACGUGUUCCUCUGCAGCAGCCCUGGGAGGAAAGGUGCAUUUGACCUGGGUUUAACAUGCCUCCCUCUGUAUAUAUCCCAUCUAUCCUGUGCAUCAUCACAUGUCCAAUCAACCACCGGUCACUACCCGCCAUAUGCUCCUCAUGUUAGUCAGUUUGUGAAGCAGUUGCUGAGGCCAUGUAAUAUUGUGUUGUGACCACUCUGACCCAUGUAUCCAACCUCAUACACUAUUUUAUUAAGAAUAAAAAUGUAUUAUUCAA
This is a messenger RNA of Hippoglossus stenolepis (Pacific halibut), 1351 nucleotides long. RefSeq names its product solute carrier family 25 member 4 (gene slc25a4). Gene Ontology annotation, cellular component: mitochondrial inner membrane. Gene Ontology annotation, biological process: mitochondrial ATP transmembrane transport; mitochondrial ADP transmembrane transport. The record is from RefSeq and is a predicted model, not a curated record. Gene Ontology annotation, molecular function: ATP:ADP antiporter activity. The transcript has 4 exons. Lineage: Eukaryota; Metazoa; Chordata; Actinopteri; Pleuronectiformes; Pleuronectidae. Bases 95 to 991 code for a protein of 298 amino acids.